This is a messenger RNA of Neoarius graeffei (lesser salmon catfish), 1464 nucleotides long. RefSeq lists its product as uncharacterized. The record is from RefSeq and is a predicted model, not a curated record. The coding region runs from base 1 to 1464 and encodes 487 amino acids. Lineage: Eukaryota; Metazoa; Chordata; Actinopteri; Siluriformes; Ariidae. The transcript has 8 exons.
AUGCAGGAUUACAGCAGUAAGAAUGUCCAUGUGCAGGAUUACAGCAGUAAUAAUCAUGUCCAUGUGUGGGAUUACAGCAGUAAUAAUGUCAGUGUGUGGGAUUACGGCAGUAAUAAUGUCCAUGAUUACAGCAGUAAGAAUGUCCAUGUGCAGGAUUACAGCAGUAAUAAUCAUGUCCAUGUGUGGGAUUACAGCAGUAAUAAUGUCCAUGUGUGGGAUUACAGCAGUAAUAAUGUCCAUGAUUACAGCAGUAAUAAUGUCCAUGUGUGGGAUUACAGCAGUAAUAAUGUCCAUGUGUGGGAUUACAGCAGUAAUAAUGUCCAUGUGUGGGAUUACAGCAGUAAUAAUGUCCAUGAUUACAGCAGUAAUAAUGUCCAUGUGUGGGAUUACAGCAGUAAUAAUGUCCAUGUGUGGGAUUACAGCAGUAAUAAUGUCCAUGUGUGGGAUUACAGCAGUAAUAAUCAUGUCCAUGUGCAGGAUUACAGCAGUAAUAAUGUCCAUGUGUGGGAUUACAGCAGUAAUAAUGUCCAUGUCUGUGAUAAUGUCCAUGUGUGGGAUUACAGGAGUAAUAAUGUCCAUGUGUGGGAUUACAGCAGUAAUAAUGUCCAUGUCUGUAAUAAUGUCCAUGUGCAGGAUUACAGCAGUAAUAAUGUCCAUGUGUGGGAUUACAGCAGUAAUAAUGUCCAUGUGUGGGAUUACAGCAGUAAUAAUGUCCAUGAUUACAGCAGUAAUAAUGUCCAUGUGUGGGAUUACAGCAGUAAUAAUGUCCAUGUGUGGGAUUACAGCAGUAAUAAUGUCCAUGUGUGGGAUUACAGCAGUAAUAAUCAUGUCCAUGUGCAGGAUUACAGCAGUAAUAAUGUCCAUGUGUGGGAUUACAGCAGUAAUAAUGUCCAUGUGAGUAAUAAUGUCCAUGUGUGGGAUUACAGCAGUAAUAAUCAUGUCCAUGUGCAGGAUUACAGCAGUAAUAAUGUCCAUGUGUGGGAUUACAGCAGUAAUAAUGUCCAUGUGUGGGAUUACAGCAGUAAUAAUGUCCAUGUGUGGGAUUACAGCAGUAAUAAUGUCCAUGUGCAGGAUUACAGCAGUAAUAAUGUCCAUGUGCCGGAUUACAGCAGUAAUAAUCACGUCCAUGUGCAGGAUUACAGCAGUAAUAAUGUCCAUGUGUGGGAUUACAGCAGUAAUAAUGUCCAUGUGUGGGAUUACAGCAGUAAUAAUGUCCAUGUGUGGGAUUACAGCUGUAAUAAUGUCCAUGUGCAGGAUUACAGCAGUAAUAAUGUCCAUGUGUGGGAUUACAGCAGUAAUAAUGUCCAUGUGUGGGAUUACAGCAGUAAUAAUAUCUAUGUGUGGGAUUACAGCAGUAAUAAUAUCUAUGUGUGGGAUUACAGCAGUAAUAAUAUCUAUGUGUGGGAUUACAGCAGUAAUAAUAACUAUGUGUGGGAUUACAGCAGUAAUAAUGUCCAUGUGUGA